Messenger RNA from Bipolaris maydis ATCC 48331, 1122 nucleotides. RefSeq names its product chaperonin 10-like protein. The record is from RefSeq and is a predicted model, not a curated record. Gene Ontology annotation, molecular function: alcohol dehydrogenase (NAD+) activity. Lineage: Eukaryota; Fungi; Ascomycota; Dothideomycetes; Pleosporales; Pleosporaceae. Gene Ontology annotation, cellular component: cytoplasm.
AUGAUGCCGCCGUACAGUAUCCCUUCUACGAUGCGAGCGGCGGUGAUUGAGGAAUUCAAAAAGCCGUACCGAUUCCGAGAAAUUCCGACCCCGACAGAACCAACCGGCCAUGACCUACUCAUUAAAGUCUUAGCGGCUUCUUACUGUCACACAGACGCAGUAUUGGUCGAAGGCAAGAUGUCCCAAGAUUUGCCUCGGAUCGGGUGCCAUGAAUUUGCAGGCCGUGUGGUAGCCGCAGGCCCAGAUGUUUCCAAAAGUCUCAACAUUGCAAUUGGCGACGAAGUCGGAGUUCCUGGCCGAGCGUAUCAUCCAUGCGGAGUAUGCGAUGAAUGUACGCUGGAUCAUGGCGACCCUGUGGGUUACUCGCCAUAUUGCCUCAAAGCAAAAAAUCUUGGCCUUACAAUGAACGGCGGGUUCUGCGAAUACGCUUUGGUUGACAGUCAGCAAGUCGCACCUAUUCCAGAAGAUAUGACAGCUUUAGAAGCAGCACCUCUUAUGUGCGCCGGACUAACCAUAUGGUCUGCGCUUGAGCGUGUCAAAGAGGCCAACACCAUUGCGAUAAUUGGUGCGGGUGGUGGGCUUGGCCAUCUCGGCGUUCAAUUUGCGGCUCAUCUUGGAAAGCGGACACUCGCUGUAGACAGAGGCGAUAAGCCUCUGAACUUGUUAAAAAGCGUGGUUGAUCAGAUGGGCUCUUCGACCCCGGGGAGCACAGUACUCGUGGACUCUCUUGUACGUGAUCCAAAAGAUGUGGUACAAGAUGUUACAGACGGUGGAGUCGAAGCAGUCAUAUUUCUACCAGAGUCCCAGGCAGCUUUUGAUUAUGGCAUUCAGCUAUUGAGAAAUCACGGUACUAUGGUAGUAGUCAGUUUCCCUGAUGAGCUAAAGUUCAGUGCCAAAGACCUCGUUUUUCGAGAUAUCAAGGUCAUCGGGAGCUUGGUGGGACGCAACCAUCAGCUGAGACAAAUGCUUAAUUUUGCUGCGAAAAACAGGAUCAAAGCAGCCACGAAGUUAUAUACUCUAGAGGAUCUGAAUGAGCUUGUCAAUCAACAUCGUGUUGGAGUAGGCGGGAAACUUGUUAUUGACAUGGACCAAAAAGGUAAGAGUGAAAAAUCUCUCACCUGA